CUUGGGCAACGGACGCGCCGCGCCGGGGAAGCCGUUGGGCGCCGGAAGCGGUUCCGGUCCGACCCCGGCGCGCGUGCGGCGGUGGAGAGGAAGCGCUCGGGCGAGGCAGGUCCCGCACCCCAGCCGCGCGGCCGUCCCGUCGCCCUUGGGACGCCUGUCAGGAUGAUGCCACGCCCUGUGAAGCUGACCUUCCGGCGCCUGGCCUGUGCCUUGGCCUCCUGCCGUCUGGCUCCUGCAGGACACAGAGGAAGUGGCCUUCUGCACACAGCCCCCGUGGCCCCCUCAGAGGGGACCACCCCGGUGUUCACCCGUGCCCUCGGCUCUGGGGACAGAACCGCCCUGGUUGACCAGCAUGGCCACCACACGUACGCAGAGCUUUAUUCCCGCAGCCUUGGCCUGUCCCGGGAGAUCUGCAGGCUCCGUGGGUGUGUUGUGGGGGGCCUCCGCCAGGAGAGGGUCUCCUUCCUGUGUGCGAACGACGCCUCCUACGUCGUGGCACAGUGGGCCUCGUGGAUGAGCGGCGGCGUGGCAGUCCCCCUCUACAGGAAGCACCCUGCGGCCCAGCUGGAGUAUGUUAUCUGCGACUCCCAGAGCUCGGUGGUCCUUGCCGGCCAGGAAUAUCUGGAGCUCCUGAGCCCGGUGGUCCGGAAACUAGGGGUCCCGCUGCUGCCUCUCACACCAGCAGUCUACAGUGGAGCGGUGGAGGAAGUGGCAGAGGGGCCAGUCCCGGAGCAGGGGUGGAGAGACCAGGGUGCCAUGAUCAUCUACACCAGCGGGACCACAGGCAGGCCCAAGGGCGUGCUGAGCACACACUACAACCUCAGGGCUGUGGUGACUGGGCUGAUCCACAAGUGGGCAUGGACCAAAGACGACGUGAUCCUCCACGUGCUCCCGCUGCACCACGUCCACGGUGUGGUCAAUGCGCUGCUCUGCCCGCUCUGGGUGGGCGCCACCUGCGUGAUGAUGCCCGAGUUCAGCGCUCAGCAGGUUUGGGAGAAGUUCUUAAGUUCUGAAACGCCGCGGAUCAGUGUAUUUAUGGCAGUGCCUACCAUAUACACCAAGCUGAUGGAGUACUACGACAGACAUUUUACCCAAACACAUGUCCAGGAUUUCGUGCGUGCCGUUUGUGAACAAAAAAUCAGGCUCAUGGUCUCAGGCUCCGCUGCCCUGCCCCUCCCCGUGCUGGAGAAGUGGAAGAACAUCACAGGCCACACCCUGCUGGAGCGGUACGGCAUGACCGAGAUCGGCAUGGCUCUGUCCGGGCCCCUGAACCCCGCAGCGCGCGUACCAGGUUCUGUGGGGACCCCGCUGCCGGGCGUGCAGGUGCGCAUUGUCUCAGAAAACUCAGAGAAGGAAGGCGGCACCCACACCGUGCUCGCAGAGGGAGACGAGAGGGGCACCAAGGUGACCCCAGGGUUUGAAGAGAAGGACGGGGAGCUGCUGGUGAGGGGACCCUCUGUGUUUCGAGAAUACUGGAAUAAACCAGAAGAAACUAAAAGCGCAUUCACCGGGGAUGGCUGGUUUAAGACAGGGGACACCGUGGUGUUUAAGGACGGCCAGUACUGGAUCCGAGGCCGGACCUCAGUGGACAUCAUCAAGACCGGAGGCUACAAGGUCAGCGCCCUGGAAGUGGAGCGCCACCUGCUGGCUCACCCCAGCAUCACAGAUGUGGCUGUUAUUGGAGUUCCGGAUAUGACAUGGGGCCAGCGGGUCAUUGCUGUGGUGACUGUUGGAGAAGGACACUCACUGUCCCACAGGGAGCUCAAAGAGUGGGCCAGAGCAGGUCAGUGCAGCCUUCUGCCUGGGAGAGUAAAGUGGACCCUGUGUUGACACAUGGAAGACGUCGACAUGGCAGAGGAGCAGCUCACCAAAUGGCGGCCACGGCGUUCCCUGCCAGCUGCCAGCACAGCCGGAAAAAGGCUUGGGGUCACGCUGUUGCCACGGGAUGGACACGCACGGUAGCAGUGUGGGGCCCAUCUGCCUCUUGCUGAGCAGGAAACCCACAGGUGCCGAACACAGGUGCAGGGAAGGGGUGGGUCCCGGGCCUGAGGGUGGGGGGAGGGCACUGCUGCCGUUCCCCACACGCAGCACGCAGGCCUGCACACUCAAGGUGCCCACUCGGCCCAGACGCCCCUGCAGGUGCCUUCCCAGGGUUCUCGCACCUGCUGAAGGUGGCCCUCAGCCAGCUUUGCACACGAGCAGCUGAGGCAGGUGAGUUGAGGGCGACGGUGGGAAUCAUGGGCUUGGGGUCAAAGCCCCAGGUUGUCCCCUCUGGUGGCACUGGCUGUAAGCUCCGGCUCACACAAGGAGCCACCAGGCUGGACUGGGUGCAGCUUACAGACAUGGCACGUGCUGUGGGUGCUGGGCCGCAGCUCUUCCACACAGCGCUGAUGCUGCUGUCUGCAGAAUGCACCGUCAGGAGAGAGAGGUCCAGGCAGGCGGGCACAGCCACGGCUCGGCCAGGUAAGGCCAGGAGGGCCCAGGAUGGACGUGCAUUGAGCCAGGCAGAUCUGGAGAGGCGGUGGGAUGCAGAGGGAGCACCCUGCGGAGGCCACUCGGUCAUCAGGAGCCAAGCCUCACCCUGGGAGUCUCAAGGAGGGUGUCCCGUGGCCUUGGACAGCAGCCACCUGGUCCGCAGUCUCACUGGAUGGAGACCCUGAGCUCCUGCGGCAUGGCCAGUCAGGGCAGGGCUGGUUCCCUGGGGCCAUCUGCCGUGUCCAGGAGCCUGGCGCUGCUACUGGCCUUGCCCCAGAGCCCAGCUCUGCCCUUCGUCCCCUCACCUUCCCUCCGUGGGUCCCAAGCUGCGGCAAGUCUUUAAAGUGGGACACCCAGCGCCAGCCCUGCCCCCGACGGGUCCCUCGGCCACUCAGGGCCUGUGUCCUCGUCCGUGACACAGUAACAAGGGGCGCUUGUGCAAGGGCAUGAGAGGGUCCGGUGGAAGUCACGUUUCAGAAAGUUCCUAGCCCAGCUCCCAGGGCAGGCUGCCGGCUCAGCAGGGGGUCCUCGUCUUGCCCUGGGUCCCUGACCAGCGGGCUCCCCAGGGCUGUCCCGGUUGGGAUGGGUGGAGCUUGGUGCCUACAGGCCAGCGAGCGCAUCUUCAAAACCCACUGUGCUUCCAGGGCCUCCAGAGCCCAGGGUGGGUGCAGGGCCCCAGGAUCCACCAGCCAGACCCUGACCAUCUGGGCCGGAUGGUCCCCUGCUGCCCUGCUGUGUGUCUGCGAGGGAGCGCCCUUCCUAGCUUCAUUCCCUGGGGCACAGGGGCAUGUGAGUCCACAUCAGCAAGCAUGUGUCCAGCACAUCCCACACGCAGCCGCGUCACAGAGGAGUGAGACGGACUCCCCGUGUGUCCACGUGGGAGCGCUGUUGGGUGGCCCAGGCUCAGGCUCGGGGUGCCGGGUGGGGGCACAUCCGGCAUCCUUCACCUAUGGUGGCCCUAGCCACAGCCCUGGUCCUCUCUGGAGCAUGAGCCAGUGCCCACCGAGGCAGCCCCUUGUCAUCAGCUCACAGGACACGUCCCCCAUUGGCAGUCUGGUCACUCACAACCAUUCAGUUAUCCCAGAAUGGCUGCAGGUCACAGAGUCAUCAAUCUCCUUCAUUUCCACCUGCCAGCCCUCCCCAGCCUCACAGCCAAGCCCAUUAAGACAGCAGCAACGCCAGCAGCAUGUGGAGUCUUUACUGCAUCAGCCGCAUGCCCGGCGCUCCCACUCCAAUGGGAAACAGCCGCCUCUUAGCUGGAAAAAAGAUGACACCCCGUGCCAGCUGAAUGGACUGUCCCCUGCACACACAAAUAAACACGCACAGACACACGUGUCCAUAAACAGAUCUGGCCUCAGAGCCACCCUCCAGGUGUAGCUGCCCCAGGCCUCAGCAUCUGGUGACAGCCACAGCAAGAUCAGAGCAGCCUCAAGGGCCCAGCAGGAGCCAGCAGAGGCUCAGCUCAGGGGUCUCAGAGCCCUGUGGACCACGUGACUUUACAACGCUGUAAAAGCUAAAUUCCAACACACUUCCUGCCGGGGGUGUGGAUGCAGGACCCACAUUUUAUUCAGGAUUUUGAAGGGUGCAUAAAUUGGCGUCUAAGACCACAGGGCCCGAGGCCUCUUUGUGGAGGAAGUGGGGUGUCUGAUUGCCGAUUCAGUUUCCUUAGGGCUGAGGUUUACUCAAGGUGUCUACUUCUGAGACAGUUUUGAUGGCCUGCAUGCAUCCCGCCCUGGCUUUCAGACCUGCUGACCCACAGUCGCCUCGUCCCUCUGCUGUCCGGGGACUCGAUGGAGUCUGUGCUCUCCUCUCAGAUGCGUGGGGCAUCUCAGCUGCAGGCGUUCUUUGUAUUUUCUCACCUGUCCUGCCACCGCUGACUUCAGGAACUCCUGUGGGCAUCCCCUCCUCUCCCUGCUCUCCAGGGCCCUGAGCUCUCCUGCUGCAGAAGGUGGAUCCCCCUCGCUGGUUUCCUGGUCUCAGGCACCACCAGGGCUGACUUUUUUUUUUUUUUUUUUUU
Molecule: messenger RNA, 4492 nt
Organism: Saimiri boliviensis boliviensis (Bolivian squirrel monkey)
Lineage: Eukaryota; Metazoa; Chordata; Mammalia; Primates; Cebidae
Source: RefSeq, a predicted model, not a curated record